Aureobasidium vineae is the source of this 2586-nucleotide messenger RNA. Lineage: Eukaryota; Fungi; Ascomycota; Dothideomycetes; Dothideales; Saccotheciaceae. The record is from the annotation of a GenBank genome assembly.
AUGGCGGAACAGCAAUACCACCAACAAGGCAGCACGGCGGGCUUGAGCGUCCCCCUCCUGACGCGACCGCGUAUCCUGGAGCGGACGCACUCGUCGCCCACCAUGACGGCCACACAUGCAGACGACCAGGCCCAGCAGCAAUCAUGGCAGGCUUCACUGACGGGCGCAGCGCCUCGCAGGCUCGCCGUGCAGCGUUUGGGCGAAGAUACCGAAAGCCGUUCCAACGGCUUCCUGCAGACCAACAACGACGCCGAGCACCAAGUCAACAUUGCUGUCGUCGGCUACGUCGGCGUGGGCAAGUCGUCCUUCAUCCAGCAGUGCCUGGGCCUCGUCUCGCAUCCUACCACCGCUGUCAACGAGUGCCGCAUCAACCUCGACAAGGCCACUUUUCUGGUGCGCAUGCUCGAGUGCCAGCUACAGGACGUGAUCAUCGACAGGGAGAACAAAAUCACCUGGCCCACAGACGCCCGCAUGCCCACCAUCGAUGCUGCCUGCACCCUGUACGACAUCACCAACAAAGACUCCUUUGAGGACGUUCCAGUCGUGCUGAACGCGCUCGAGAAAGCCUCGAUACCCUCCCUCCUUGUCUCCAACAAAUGCGACUGCGACCGCGACUAUCGCCAGCUCGACCCAAACAACAUUGAACAGCGAGCAAAAGCCAUCCUUCGCUCCCUCACAACUCUCCAGUCGUCGACAUCGCAUGUCGACACGCACGCACAAGGAUUAGCCAGCUUGUUGCAAGCUGUAAAUGGCAAGUCGCAUCCAGCCCAUGCCCUCCGCCGUCAAGCCCCACUCACGCAAACAAGUCUUGUUUGUCCACACUGCCUCGCCACUUUCCUGACGAUUGCAUCUGCUGACCGACAAGUAGCCCAGAGAGACCCUGCCUUGUCUCGCCGUCGGACCAUCUCAUCUGCCCUAGCCUUUGGCCAAGCUAAUCGAUCACAUCCACCUCCAGCCCACACCAGGGCAAGCUCCAUACAGUCCAACACCAUGCGCAAAGAUUCACGACACGACUCUACAACCACCGCUACAAAUUCCUCAAAUAUCACCCAUCAGUCUGCCGACGUCGACACAGCCCUGGAUCAAUCACGCGACGACAUGACCGACUCUUCCCACUCCGAACAUGCCUCUUCGUCCGAUGAUGGUGGUCUCGACGUCGACAGUCAAUCAGAAGCCCCUUCUGACGAACGUGGUUACUCCUUCGAUAAUCUUGUCGACCGCCUUCUGAAGCUACCAAGGUCAAAGGCAGAUACAAGAUUCGGCGCCGUCUUUCUGGCUCUGUACCGGAAAUUUGCCGCUCCCGGCCAGUUGCUCGAAGCUAUAGUGCACCGUUUCGAAGCUCUAGAACAAGAGGAUGGUCCUUUCAUGACCAAAACAGUCUCGCAGUUGCGUUACUUGUCUGUCAUCGAGCAGUGGAUCGGUACAUAUCCGGGAGACUUUGCACACAUCAAGACUCGCCGUCGGAUGCGGACCUUUGUCGCCAAAUUGUCAAAUACCCGCAUCUUCUCCGCCGCAGCGAGAGAGAUGAGUUGCGAUCUGGACGUUGUAGUAGAAGACGACGAUACCAACUGGGCAUGCUGUGAUAUGGAUCGUGAGAAACGCGGCCUUCUAAGCCCCGACUUGAGUUGGUCGUAUCGAGUAAGCACACUCCUGGAUGACCCCGACUUUGACUUCAGCGACAAUCUUGGAAGUCUCUCUCUCGAUGGUGGCCAGGAUAGGAACCAAGUGCAUUCACUGCACACUGAUUUUGGUAUGCUCCAAACCGUCGACGCAGCGAGGAGACAGGGCCCAUCACUCGUCCCGAUACCGAAAACUCCCAUCAGCAAAUCGCACUGGCACGUGUUGAUGGAGACGUCGACAGAUUCUAUCGCCUGCGAGCUGACACGAAUUGACUGGAUCAUGUUUAGUGCUGUUCGUCCACGCGACUUAGUACGACAUGUCUCGCUGUCUCAGGGCCAGAAGGCACAAUGCAAGUCCUUGGUUCACGUCAGUCGUAUGAUUGAUCAUUUUAACCACAUUCGAGACUGGGUGGCCAAUUUGAUCCUACUUAGAGAGAAGGCGAAGCAUCGAGUUUUGAUGUUGGAGAAGCUCAUGCAUGUCGCUCGCAAACUGCGAGAGAUGAACAACUACAAUGCUCUGGGAGCCUUCCUUGCUGGCAUCAGCAGUGCGGCUGUACACAGACUUGCCGCUACUCGAGAACUGCUAUCGCCAGAGACCGGCAGAGACUGGAUGAAGUUGGAGAUCUUGAUGUCUCCCACUCGCUCGUACGCGGCUUAUCGGCUGGCCUGGGAGAACUCCAGUGGAGAGAGAAUACCAUACCUUCCCUUACCAAUCAGAGAUCUUGUUGCUGCUGCAGAAGGCAACAAGACAUAUAUUGGUGACGAGGUCAACGGAAGAAUCAACUGGCGCAAGUUCGAGGUUAUGGGGGAAACAAUCGUUGGCAUCCAGAGAGCCCAAGGUCUGCCAUACAGAAACUCAAUGCUCGGCCCUAGAAACGAUGAGCUGAGGGCUUUGAUCCUGAACAGCAACAUGAUCAGAGAUGAUGAGGUAAAUGAAACAGAAUCAAGCACAGUGAGGAGCUCGUAG